This is a messenger RNA of Ostrea edulis (European flat oyster), 3950 nucleotides long. Its product is annotated as mucin-2-like. Bases 174 to 2393 code for a protein of 739 amino acids. Lineage: Eukaryota; Metazoa; Mollusca; Bivalvia; Ostreida; Ostreidae. The record is from RefSeq and is a predicted model, not a curated record. The transcript is spliced from 15 exons.
GAGAUGAUCAGAGUAAAGCCGCCACUGAUAGGUCCCAGAAUGCAAUAGGAGAACUGAACAGGUGUUCUUAUCUUAUCUUCCACAGUACUCAAAGACUCUCCCUUCUUUCAUUUAGCUGUCGUAGGAGCACGGGAAUCGCACUGGCAGCAUAUUGCUCACAUUAAGAACAAAUAAUGCAUUUCUGUGUUUUAUUAACUAGCGCCAUUUUGGCGGGAUGUGUGAACGCACAAUUUAGUCUUCACUUUGGAACAAAUACGCAAGCGCCUGCAGCACAAAAUUCUGUCUGUAAAGACAAGCUACCCAACUGUCCUGCGUUUGGGAAGACUUCUUGUGUGGCACCCUACGAGGAGUGGGCUCGUGAUUACUGCUCUUUGUAUUGUGGAUUUUGCACGGGACCCCCCACAACGCCUGCUCCUUGCAUUGACAUGAAAAGUGAUUGUAAACAGUAUGGGCAAAACAUCUGCAGCGAUCCAAAAUAUGCUCCCUGGGUGCUGGAAAAUUGUCGCUACUUUUGUAGACAAUGUACAGCGGCCCAGCUAGCUAUUGUGGACACCCAGACCACCACCAUCCCGCCUGAGCGUUGUGUUGAUAAACUGGAUAACUGCAAGGAUUAUGGACAGGAAGCAUGCAAAACCUUUGCACCAUGGGCUGAGGACAAUUGCAUGAAUACGUGCAAAUUCUGUGUAGGAUUGCCCACACCAGCGCCAGCUUGUGUAGACAAGAUACCGAACUGCAACCAGUACUCCAGUGAGUCUUGCACCAGUCAAUCUUACCGUCCAUGGGCCGAAGCCAAUUGCCGAGCCCACUGCCGGUUUUGUACUCCUUCUGGUGGACAAAGUGCUGGUGGAGUACCCACUCCAGCCAUGCUUGUUCCAGCGGUGCCCACAAGCGGUCCAAUGACUGUUCCCGCAGGGUUUCUCGCCAUACCUACGCCGGUUCCUGGUAGGACUUAUGCUCCAAGCAAACGACUGGUUCCGCCAUUUAAACGUCAAGUACCUCAACCACCUGGAAGCAGUGCCAAUCACGGGGGACCAGUGCCAUUCGAACCACGAACUAAAGCCCCAACUACGACUACAACCACAGAAGCUCCUACAACUACCACCACUACAGAGGCCCCAACAACGCAGGCUCCCACUACCACAGAGCCUCCCACUACCACUGAACCACCUACUACCACUGAACCACCUACUACUACCACUGAAACACCCACCACCACCACUACUCCUGAACCAACCACCACAACGCCUAAACCUACUACAACCACACAGAAACCCAAAAAAGAAUGUCAUAACCUUUUGGUGCCUGGGUCUGCGCCAGAAUCAAAUAUGCAACAUGGAGGUACCGCGCAGCCUGCUCAAGAAUGUCACUGGGUCACCGAAAAACCCGACAAAACCGAAGAACCUAAACCAAUUUCUACCCUAACACCCAUUACAAUAGAGGUGACAACAGAAAUUACUCCAUCUGAACCAAGUGGAGUCAAUACCACCACAGAACAAACACCUGAGGUCCCAACUACAGAAGCACCUAACACCUCUGACAACACAACAGACCAAGUUCCCAGUGGCAACAUGACAACAAUGGAAACCCUAACGACAGAAAACGGAUCGGGAAUGUCCGGAAAUGUAACAGAUAGCACUUCUACCACACCCGAUAAUGGAUCAGGUGUUAUGACUACACAAGGACCAGUAGACACUAAUGUGACCACUGAAGGACCCGUGGUAACUACACCAGAACCAGAUACAAACGCAACCACAUCAGGAUCAGUAGACAUCACUGAUGCACCAGUAGAUACAAAUGUGACCACUGCAGGACCAGAUGUAACCAACAGUGGAACAACAUCUUCAGGUAAUGGGUCAGGCAGUGGAGAUGGAACAACAUCGUCAGGUAAUGGGUCAGGCGGUGGAGAUGGAACAACAACUCCAGGAAGUAAUGGGUCAGGCGGUGGAGAUGGAACAACUCCAGGAAGCGGUACAUCUACUGGAAGUGGAUCCGGUUCUAACUCUUCUCUAAUUCCUCUUCCAUGUGGUACAUCACCUGAUAAUCCCUGCGGAACGGGAAAUAAAACAGACAGCAGCGGGACGACAGAAUCUACAGAUACAGACACAACAACCGAUUCUGGAAAUGUUGGACCUACCACAGAUGUAGUGCCUCCGACCAAACCAAGUCAAUCUAUUACUACACCAAUGGAAAUUCCCUCUAAAUCAAUCGUCAGUUCAGAGUCCACUGCAUCGGUAACUACGGAAGAGGCCACUUCCAACACACCCACAGACAAAGUACCAACUAAAGGUACUACAGGAACCACCGAAGCCAUAGUUAUUCCCACAAAACCAGAUUCUGGUACUACAGGCUCCACCAGUGACAAUAGCGGCGGAAGUACUACAGAAGACUUUUAGCCAAUACGGGAAAACUGUAAGUUAUUGCGAGCAUCAAUAACCCAUUUUGAAUAUCCCUACUCAAACCGGCGGACGCUGCUUAGCUUGGAUUGCGCAUAAAUGCCUGUUUGCAAUAGCACUUUCAUUACAUGAAAUUAGCUCAUUUCUGACAUGGGAACUGUGCUUUCUGAUGUGUAGGCGUCUGAUAGCAAUCGGAUCACGCGCUCGUCCUUUUCCGUAACCGGUAAGGAGACUCGCACGUGGAUCGGCACAAGAAUUGCAUCAAAUCGAUGUAUUUCUUCGCCGUAAGCGCGCCCGUGGAUGAGGUUAAAAGGUCAGAACCGAAUCCUUGAAUAAUGUGUUACAUGUAUUUAUAUUUUCACCAGACUCCGUUUUGGUAUCAUUAAGGUCUUAUUCACUCUAAUGCAUAAACAUGGACAUUGAUAGUGGUACAAUACCUUGGAUGUGUAUAAUAUCUUAGAUGCAUUUGAAAGCUCACGUUUCAGAGUGUAACGUACGACUGUGAUGUCAUAGUUACGUUUAUGGAUACGUAGCAACCAACUCUGAUGGCGUUCAUCCACAUACGAGGUUCAUUUGCGGUUACGGAAAUAGCCGAGUAGUUACGAUUGCGUCUGAUAAGUGUUCUGUGCAUUUGUUAUAUCAGUGUAUGAUUUUAUCAUUGUUUUCAUUGAGAAUACAGUCGAUAAUGUUAUCUAUGAUUAGGUCUAAUAUAUUUGCUUUAAUCAACAGGAAUCUGAGAAAGUGAUAUAGGAUACUAGAUUAGAAUGAGGGUAUUUUUAAAUCUUAAAACAACUCUCUGCAAUUACCUAACAUCCGAUGCUUUAAUUUUGACUUGUGUCGAAUACUAGUAUCACCAUUUACAAAUAAUUAUCUAUUGAAGUAUCACAAUGGACAGCAAUUUGACUAUUGUAAUAUAUUAUAGUAUCAUUAUUUACAGUUAUUUGACUAUUAUAGUAUCAUUAUUUACAGUUAUUUGACUAUCAUAGUAUCAUUAUUUACAGUUAUUUGACUAUUAUAGUAUCAUUAUUUACAGUUAUUUGACUAGUAUAGUAUCAUUAUUUACAGUUAUUUGACUAUUGUAGUAUCACCUUUUACAAACAACUGUUUGACUCUGGUAGUAUCACUAUUUACAUUCAUUUUGUUAUAGCCGCAUAGGCAAUUAUAGUGAUGUAUUUUAUAGCUUUUAAUUAGAACAAUAUUACAUGUUUUGAAUGUAAUAACUUGGCUCUGUUGUUGUAUGAAACUACAAUAUUCUCUACUUUGCAAUGGUAUUGCACUGAAUUCUCCCAUGAGCUUUAAGACCAUUCAUGAACACGUUUCCGCCAAUUUUCAAUAUUUAUAUCGUUACCCUCUAUUUUAUCUAGGGCAACGAUGUAACACUUCCCAUUAAGCUUGACUUUAUAAAUGAUUUUUCAUUAGAUAACUCUGGGGCUGGGACUACCACAGAUAUGCCGGUACCUACCAAAGGAACGACAUCCGAAUCCGCCGUCACUGACGACAGCUCGACCAUUAUUGUCCCAAUCGUGACAAGCUCAGAUGCCCCCGUUCCCACGACAA